GCAACGCUGAGUCUUGCGACGAGUCGCGAAAAAGAAAACAGAAUUUUGUUAGCUCACACGGCUAAUGUUGUUCUAAAUUUCCCGGCGAAUUGCGUAGAAAGAAUAAAAAUGGGUUCCGUCGAAAUCCCUCUUCGGGAUACUGACGAGGUCAUUGAGUUGUUUUUUGAUCAACUACCUGAUGGAGAGGAAGUCAUUCAGAUUCUUAAACAAGAACAUGCACAAAUACAUAUUUGGGUUACCUUGGCGGUGGAGUAUAACAACCAAAAUAAGAUUGCUGAUUUUGUCAAGGUGUUAGAAGCCUCACGCACUGAGUCUAAUAUGAAUUACAAAGAUUCGGAAAAAGAUCAAAUGAAGGCCCUUGAUACUUUGGCAGCUCACUAUGUCCAACAGGCAAAUAGAGAAAAGAACAAGGACAAAAAACGUGAACUAUUCACAAAAGCUACACACCUUUAUACAACUGCUGAUAAAAUCAUCAUGUAUGAUCAGAAUCACUUGCUGGGUCGUGCUUAUCUCUGCUUGUUAGAGGGUGAUAAAAUGGAUCAGGCUGAUGCUCAGUUCAACUUUGUGUUGAACCAGUCACCUGACAAUAUACCUUCACUCCUGGGAAAGGCUUGCAUUUCUUUCAAUAAGAAAGAUUACAAAGCAGCUUUGGCAUACUAUAAAAAGGCUUUGAGAACUAAUGCAACUUGCCCAGCAGGUGUACGGUUGGGUAUGGGACACUGUUUUCUUAAGCUGGGCAAUGCAGAAAAAGCAAGAAUGGCAUUUGAAAGAGCUCUUGAUUUGGAUCCUAAGUGUGUGGGUGCUCUAGUAGGAAUGGCUAUUCUGGAAUUGAAUUUACAAGAGUCCGAUUCUAUUCGCAACGGAGUUCAGCUCUUGUCACGGGCUUACGCAGUAGAUUCUAGUAAUCCAAUGGUUCUUAAUCAUCUUGCAAAUCAUUUCUUCUUCAAAAAGGACUAUUCGAAAGUUCAACACUUAGCCUUGCAUGCUUUUCAUAAUACCGAAAAUGAAGCCAUGCGCGCAGAAUCGUGCUACCAAAUGGCUCGUGCUUUCCAUGUACAAGGCGACUACGAUCAAGCAUUUCAAUAUUAUUAUCAGGCUACUCAAUUCGCUUCUACUAAUUUCAUCUUGCCGCAUUUUGGACUGGGUCAAAUGUACAUAUAUCGUGGAGAUACGGAAAAUGCAGCACAAUGUUUCGAGCGAGUGCUGAAAGCCCAACCGGGUAACUACGAAACAAUGAAAAUUUUGGGGUCGCUAUACGCUGCUUCUAGUAGCCAGUCCAAGAGAGAUAUUGCCAAAACCCACCUCAAAAAGGUUACGGAGCAAUUUCCUGAUGACGUUGAGGCCUGGAUCGAGCUUGCUCAGAUAUUGGAACAAUCAGAUUUACAAGGCUCUCUAGCAGCAUAUUCGACUGCCAUGAAAAUCCUAAAAGAGAAAGUGCAAGCAGAAAUACCACCAGAAAUCCUCAACAACGUGGGUGCCUUGUAUUAUAGAUUGGGGAACCUGGAAGAGUCGCGGAAGUACUUUGAACAAUCAAUCGAACGUGCCAAAGCGGACGCUGAACAGGAGCCUCAAGCGGAUAACACCGAGCAAGAACCUCAAACGGAGAAUGCGAUUUGCGUCACGACAAACUAUAACCUCGGAAGAAUCUAUGAGGGAUUGUUUAUGUGUGAUAAAGCAGAAAAAAAUUACAAGGAAACUCUGAAAGAACAUCCUAAUUAUGUCGACUGUUAUCUAAGACUCGGUUGUAUGGCACGAGAUCGUGGACAAAUAUACGAAGCUUCUGAUUGGUUUAAAGAAGCUCUUCAAAUUAACAACGAGCAUCCCGACGCCUGGUCUCUUAUUGGUAAUCUUCAUCUAGCUAAGAUGGAAUGGGGACCUGGACAAAAGAAAUUCGAGCGCAUCCUUAGACAACCAGCAACUGCCAAUGAUUCUUACUCGCUUAUUGCGUUGGGCAACGUCUGGCUCCAAACUUUACAUGUUCCAACAAGAGACAAAGAAAAGGAAAAACGGCAUCAAGAGCGAGCCCUUCAGUUAUAUAAAACAGUGUUGAAAAACGACCAACGCAAUAUUUGGGCUGCCAAUGGUGUCGGUUGUGUGCUAGCUCAUAAGGGUUGCAUUCCGGAAGCGCGAGACAUCUUUGCAUCAGUCCGUGAAGCAACGGCCGACUUUUCUGAUGUCUGGCUAAACAUCGCCCACAUCUACGUUGAACAAAGGCAAUAUGUCUCUGCAAUCCAGAUGUACGAAAAUUGCAUCCGCAAGUUUUUCCGACAUCCGCAUGUGGAAAUUCUUCAGUACCUUGCUCGAGCGCACUUCCGUGCCGGUAAGCUCCGUGAAGCCAAGCUAUCUCUCCUUAAGGCCCAGCAUGUCGCUCCGCACGAUACCGUUCUCUUGUUUAACACGGCGUUGGUCCUGCAACGAUUGGCGACCCAAAUUCUCAAGGAUGAGAAAUCAGACUUGCAAACUGUGUUGCAAGCUGUCAGUGAACUACAGCUGUCGCACAAGUUCUUCCAAUGGCUCUCGGUUAAUGGAGAUCGCAUGCGUUACGAUUUGUCAUUUGCUGCUGCCGAGGCUAGACAUUGUGGAGAUCUUCUUUCUCAAGCACAAUACCAUGUAGCGCGUGCUCGUAGCCUCGCGGAGGAAGAAAAACGUAUGAAAAAGAAGCAAGAAGAAGAGAGAGAAGCCUUCCGUAUGAAACAGCGAGAAGAACAAAACAGACUAGAAGAAAGUCGUAGACUGGAGCAAGAAAAACUACUCAAAUUGCGUGAAGAAUUUAUUGAGAAAACCAAGAAAGCGACUCAGUUUAACGAUAUGCCAACAGAAAAAGCUGAUAAGGGCAAGAAGAGUCGCAAGAAGAAGGAUGAUGAAGACGGUUUCGUUACUGACGGUAGUGAUCGUCUACGUAGCGGUGAUGAGGGCGCUGGCCCGCCAUCAAAGAAACGUAAGGCGGAACGGAAGCCACGCCAAACAGAAAGCAAAUCACGGAAGAAGACGAAAGGCGGAGAAGAACGUGGGCGGGCAAGGGAGAAAAAAGGUCGCAGUGAAGGCAAAGGUGCUAAGAAAGGAGCUUCGAAGAAAUCAGCCGGAGAUAUUGAGGAUGGCCUUAGUUCCAAACAGAAAAGCAAAGUGGUAUCGAAAGCCAUCAUAUCUUCUUCAGACGAUUCGUCUUCAGAGGAAGGUGGCAAAUUGCGCAUUGCGAGCGGUGGAGAGGAAAGUGGUGGUGAAGGGGGCGGAAAAAGCCGGAGGAGAAGAAUCGCUUCCGGUUCAGAGAAGAGCUACAGCGGACGCUCUGUGUCUCGUUCUCCAGCAAAAUCGCGAUCGCCGUCAGGUUCUCGCUCUGGUUCGGGAUCUCGUUCUCGAUCAUCUGGACGUUCUAAUUCGAGAUCCAAAUCUCGAUCAAAAUCACGUUCACGUUCCAACUCACGUUCUAAGUCGCGUUCCAAGUCCCGAUCCAAAUCCCGAUCCAAAUCCCGCUCGGUUAGCAGAUCCUCCCGUUCUUCGCGGUCAUCUCAAUCGUCUCGUUCCAGGUCUAAAUCGAAAUCCGGCUCACGUUCAUCAUCACGCUCUAAAUCCGGAUCUCGUUCUAAAACACCUAAAUCAGGCUCGGAUGAUUCGGAUUGAAAACAAAUGUUUAUGUUAUAAAGAAAUCUUGCAACAUUUGACAAAUUAAACCCUUCAUUCUUUUCGCAA
Messenger RNA from Daphnia carinata, 3687 nucleotides. It is a transcript of the gene Ctr9, whose product is annotated as RNA polymerase-associated protein CTR9 homolog. Gene Ontology annotation, biological process: regulation of DNA-templated transcription. Gene Ontology annotation, molecular function: RNA polymerase II complex binding. The record is from RefSeq and is a predicted model, not a curated record. NCBI's taxonomy places the organism in Eukaryota, Metazoa, Arthropoda, Branchiopoda, Diplostraca, Daphniidae. Gene Ontology annotation, cellular component: Cdc73/Paf1 complex.